AUGUACAUAUCUCGACUGGCUACCAUUACUUCCUGCGUCUCUUUGAGUACUGCAAUCACUGUCACAUAUAUCGGAUUCUACGAUGAUGAUACUCUCCCACUCACUGAGUUGGCGUGCUGGAAAGACAGCCGAAUCGUCGAAGGUCAAGAUUGGGCGACGCUAGGCGAUGUCACGUAUCAAAUAGCGGGUUAUGAGGAGAUUGAUAAACCCGACUCUCCAUUCUGCGGCUCCUGCUGGUCACUGAGCUAUGGGGAUACCAGUCGAUCUGUUCUUGUUCUCAACAGCGCUCAAGCCGGGUCUGGAUUUGAGACUUCACUGACAGUUAUGAACUCUCUCACCGGUGGCAAGGCGGGGCAGCUUGGUCGCGUGAAUAUUACUGCGCACCGAACGGAGCUUUUGGACUGUGGCGUUGCGACUGAGCCAACUGAGGAAGAGCCAGUUCUGUGGCCUAACUAUGAGACUUGUUUCAACCAAUGA
Molecule: messenger RNA, 477 nt
Organism: Fusarium venenatum
Lineage: Eukaryota; Fungi; Ascomycota; Sordariomycetes; Hypocreales; Nectriaceae
Product: Cerato-platanin-domain-containing protein
Source: RefSeq, a predicted model, not a curated record